AUGAUUGGAUGCAUGAGCAGGAAUAGACGAAAUGUAUCUGGGCUGAGUAAAUAUCCAAAAACGAUACUUGUGGUUGAUGUGUAUGGCACAGUAACUAAUCAGAUCAAAGAAUCGGUCAGGUGCCAAGCUAGUGGCAUCCAGGUUGAUUUUGAAGAAAUGCAAACACAUUAUUCGCUGGUAAUUGUUUGCAACAACAGGUUCAAGUUUAGAGUGGGCAAUCCGCUUUCGCUUGUGGACUGUGAGAUAUGGUUCAGUAGAAAAGCAUUUUCGUUAGACGUGUUUAUUGAUGCACUCCAUCAUUAUUCAAAGUGCGAAAUACGCAAUGGCAUGUGA
Messenger RNA from Ordospora pajunii, 333 nucleotides. RefSeq lists its product as uncharacterized. The record is from RefSeq and is a predicted model, not a curated record. NCBI's taxonomy places the organism in Eukaryota, Fungi, Microsporidia, Ordosporidae. The transcript has a single exon. The coding region runs from base 1 to 333 and encodes 110 amino acids.